This is a messenger RNA of Carassius auratus (goldfish), 1219 nucleotides long. RefSeq names its product hyphally-regulated protein-like. NCBI's taxonomy places the organism in Eukaryota, Metazoa, Chordata, Actinopteri, Cypriniformes, Cyprinidae. Gene Ontology annotation, cellular component: extracellular region. The record is from RefSeq and is a predicted model, not a curated record. Gene Ontology annotation, molecular function: peptidase inhibitor activity. The annotation marks the transcript as partial. The transcript has 4 exons.
AAGUGGCUGUUACAACAGCAACACAUUUAUUUGUUUUAGUUUUAUGCCCUUUGGCUGUAUUUAGCUAUCUGCUUCUUCUGACACGCCAAUUCAGCAAUUCAAUUUUCCAGCAGAGGCCAUUGUGAGAUUGUAGGCUGGGAGGAUGACCGCUCGAAUGUAUUGCUCGUUUGGUGCGGUUUUAUUGUGUCUGUUUGGAAACUUGAACAUAACAGAUGCUACUCUAGGUAUUGGCGGUCUGAGGCUGAAAGACUUGCUAUCCCAUCGAGGAUGUUCUUCUGAUAGACCCUGCUCUGGAAGACAAUACUGCUCUGAAAGACCUGGCUGCUCUCGAUUUCAAUGUGAUCCUGUUUCCAUGAAACCCGGUCAAUGUCCUGACCCAAAGAACAUUCCACUGUCUGCUAAAAACUGUGUCCAUGAUGGUCAGUGUCCUGCCACACAGAAGUGUUGCCCAACCACCAGUGGCCAUGGAUGCAGUGAACCAAGCCGACAGGGCCAGGGAAGCUGUCAGAACACGGGCCAGGGUGCCGGACAGGGCAAGGGAAGCGGCCAGGGCAGCGGACAGGGUGCCGGUCAGGGAAGCGGACAGGGUGCCGGACAGGGUGCCGGUCAGGGAAGCGGACAGGGUGCCGGACAGGGUGCCGGUCAGGGCGCAGGACAGGGCGCCGGUCAGGGAAGCGGACAGGGUGCAGGACAGGGCCAGGGAAGAGGACAGGGCGCCGGUCAGGGAAGCGGACAGGGCCAGGGAAGUGGACAGGGUGCAGGACAGGGCCAGGGAAGCGGACAGGGUGCAGGACAGGGCCAGGGAAGCGGACAGGGUGCAGGACAGGGCCAGGGAAGCGGACAGGGUGCAGGACAGGGCCAGGGAAGCGGACAGGGUGCUGGACAGGGCGCCGGACAGGGCCAGGGAAGCGGACAGGGACAGGGCCAGGGAAGCGGACAGGGUGCAGGACAGGGCCAGGGAAGCGGACAGGGUGCAGGACAGGGCCAGGGAAGCGGACAGGGUGCAGGACAGGGCCAGGGAAGCGGACAGGGUGCUGGACAAGGCGCCGGACAGGGCCAGGGAAGCGGACAGGGCCAGGGUGCCGGCCAGGGAAGCGGACAGGGUGCAGGACAGGGCCAGGGAAGCGGACAAGGUGCUGGACAAGGCGCCGGACAGGGCCAGGGAAGCGGACAGGGCCAGGGUGCCGGCCAGGGAAGCGGACAGGGUGCAGGACAGGGC